UAGCGUCCUACAUAUCCAAACCUCUCAAAUAAUGAAUAAUGAAAUAAGUCCCACAACGUAAUCUGCCUUCCCUUCGCCUAGACGCGGAAACAGAGGUUCGUCUCUCAGUCCGAGCUAGCAAGUCAUCUUCAUUUCACUGAGCCUCACAUUUCACCGAGAUGGAGCUGUGUGAAAUACUGUACAACAAGGCUGAGUACAUCGAGACGGCAUCGGGCAACAAAGUCAGCAGACAGUCGGUUCUCUGUGGAAGUCAAAACAUCGUCCUCAACGGGAAAACCAUAGUGAUGAAUGACUGCAUUAUUAGAGGAGAUCUUGCUAAUGUCCGAGUCGGCAGACACUGUGUCAUCAAAAGUCGAAGUGUAAUUCGCCCGCCAUUUAAAAAGUUUAGCAAAGGUGUGGCUUUUUUCCCUUUGCACAUUGGAGAUCAUGUGUUCAUAGAGGAGGACUGUGUGGUCAAUGCAGCACAGAUAGGAUCGUACGUUCACAUUGGCAAAAACUGCGUCAUUGGUCGACGGUGUGUCCUGAAGGAUUGCUGUAAGAUUCUGGAUAACACUGUUCUGCCCCCUGAGACAGUGGUUCCACCAUUUACAGUAUUCUCCGGAUGUCCAGGAUUGUUUUCAGGAGAGCUCCCAGAGUGCACGCAGGAGCUGAUGAUUGACGUGACCAAGAGUUAUUACCAGAAAUUCCUCCCCUUAAGUCAAAUCUGAGACUGUAGACACGCUGCUUCUCAGACCAAAGUGGAUAUUGGACUGUUCACCUGGCACAGGACUCCUACCCCCCAAAAAAGAAGGCUGUCUCUAUCCAUCCAGUGCUGACCUUCCUCACACAUGGGUACCUGUUCUUGACUUUAGUCCAGUCUAUCAGCGUAGCAUGGUGACUCUUAUCCAGUAUGAUGUUUUUUGUGGCUUGGCUUUGUGUGGUUGUUGUGUUUUAAGCUGUCAUUGCUUCUCUCUCUCACCACACUGAAAUGUCACAAAACAGAAAAUGCCAACAGCUUCCUGAGAGCAACUCUGUUGUUUACGAAGGUCUGUAUUUAUUGUAAUAUUUAGCUGUUUAAUUUCUGCAACACUAAAUGGUUUCUCUGUUCAAAUACAUAGUCACAAAUAAUAUCUGAUGCUAAUACAUUUUUUUUUUUUUUACCGAAUAAAUUGGCCA
Electrophorus electricus (electric eel) is the source of this 1155-nucleotide messenger RNA. It is a transcript of the gene dctn5, whose product is annotated as dynactin 5. Gene Ontology annotation, cellular component: dynactin complex. NCBI's taxonomy places the organism in Eukaryota, Metazoa, Chordata, Actinopteri, Gymnotiformes, Gymnotidae. The record is from RefSeq and is a predicted model, not a curated record.